AAACAUUUUGCAUGUGAAGAAUGAUUGCGAUAUGGAAGACAAUUCCAGGGAUGAUUUGACACUCAGUGCUUUAUGACAUGUAAACUUUAACCGAUCAUGGUAUCGUGACAGGGAAGCGGGACAUUCAAAUUUGAUGUGUUGACCAACACAGACACCAUGAAGCACAAUGUUUGUAUGGUGUCUGAUUUUUUCUUCCCAAACAUGGGAGGAGUGGAGAGUCACAUCUACCAGCUGUCACAGUGUCUUCUGGAACGUGGACACAAGGUCAUUGUGGUCACCCAUUUCUACGGAGACAGGAAAGGAGUCCGAUAUCUGACCAAUGGUCUCAAGGUUUAUUACUUGCCAUUCCCAGCCUUCUACAACCAGUGUAUAUUGCCGACCAUCUUCACUACAUUACCACUGUUGAGGAACAUCUUCAUAAGAGAAAAUAUCACAAUUGUCCAUGGCCAUUCAGCAUUUUCCACACUGGCUCACGAGGCAAUGUUCCAUGCCAGAACCUUGGGACUGAAGGCUGUCUUCACCGAUCAUUCUUUGUUUGGAUUCGCAGAUGCCAGCUCCAUUCUCACCAACAAAAUCCUGCAGUUCUCAUUGGCUGAUUGUAAUCACGUGAUAUGUGUUUCUCAUACUAGUAAAGAGAACACAGUUUUAAGGGCCAAUCUACAACCAGAUGUUGUGUCCGUUAUACCUAAUGCAGUGGACGCCACCAUGUUUGUUCCCGACCCUACUAAACGUCACCCAGGCAAAAUCACCAUUGUGGUGGUGAGUCGAUUGGUGUAUAGAAAAGGGAUGGACCUCCUCGCUGGUAUCAUACCUAUCAUCUGUAAAAGGCAUCCUGAUGUCCAAUUUAUCAUAGGGGGAGAUGGUCCCAAACGGAUCGUGUUAGAGGAGGUGAGGGAACAACACGAGCUCCUCGACCGAGUCACGUUACUGGGGACCCUGGAACACACACGCGUCAGAGAGGUCCUGGUUCAGGGCGAUAUUCUGGUGAACACGUCACUGACCGAGGCCUUCUGUAUUGCUAUUGUAGAGGCGGCAUGUUGUGGAUUGCAAGUUGUCACAACCAGAGUUGGAGGUGUCCCGGAAGUGCUGCCUCCCGACCUCAUCUAUAUGGCUGAACCCACCAUCUCAAGCUUACUUGCAUCAGUUGAGCGUGCCAUUGAAGAUCGGCGUCAAGGGAGAGAAGUACCCCCGUUUGAAGCCCACAGAAGAAUUAUGUCACUAUAUACAUGGAGAAAUGUGGCCAUGCGAACGGAGAGAGUAUAUGAUAUGGUUUGUUUGGCAGAACCUCGAGACACUUCUAUUAGACUUAAAAGUUACUAUCAAUGUGGUCCUUUAGCCGGAAAACUGUUUGUCAUUGCCGCAGUGAUCAAUAUUUUCCUUCUCUUUCUUAUUGGAGUUAUACAGCCUGCACAGGUUAUAGAGAGUGCUGCAGAAUUCCCAAGACCAUCAACAAAACACAGAGCACUGGAAAAUAAUCACAGUGUAACAAAUAAGAAAGUAAAGUAUGCAUGACAACAUGUGCUAGGUAUAACAUGUAUGAUUUUAUUAUAGGAUUGGUAAUAAUUACCCUCUCAUUUCUAGCCCAACACCAAAAGAUACAUGUAGAUGACCAGCCAAUAUCUGGUGUAUUGGGAUAGAGGAAUUCGGGCUUGGGCUGUUUAAUGUUUUCCUUUGAAUUAGAAUGAUGUUGAAAUAAUUGUUGUUGCUGUUUUAAUGCAGAAAUGCUAUGGCAUUAUCCUCAGGGUCCGCCUUCUCACUAAAUGUUCAGAUUUGUUCUUCGUGAAUGUUCAUUUUGGGUCAAAUAUUAAUUGGUGUUCUACAUGAAUGUUCAUUUUGGGUCAAAUAUUGAUUGGGUGUUCUACAUAAAUGUUCAUUUUGGGACAAAAAUAGAUUGGCAUUUUACAUGAAUGUUCAUUUUGGGUCAAAUAUUGAUCAGGUGUUCUACAUAAAUGUUCAUUUUGGGUCAAAUAUUGAUUGGGUGUUCUUCAUGAAUGUUCAUUUGGGACAAAAAUAGAUUGGCAUUUUACAUGAAUGUUCAUUUUGGGUCAAAUAUUGAUUGGGUGUUCUACAUAAUGUUCAUUUGGGACAAAAAUAGAUUGGCAUUUUACAUGAAUGUUCAUUUUUGGUCAAAUAUUGAUCGGGUGUUCUACAUAAAUGUUCAUUUUGGGUCAAAUAUUAAUUGGUGUUCUACAUGAAUGUUCAUUUUGGGUCAAAUAUUGAUGGGUGUUCGACAUAAAUGUAUAUUUCAGGUCAAAUAUUGAUUGGAUGUUCUACAUAAAUGUUCAUUUUGGGACAAAAAUAGAUUGGCAUUUUACAUGAAUGAUCAUUUUGGGUCAAAUAUUGAUUGGGUGUUCUACAUAAAUGUUCAUUUUGGGACAAAAAUAGAUUGGCAUUUUACAUGAAUGUUCAUUUUGGGUCAAAUAUUGAUCAGGUGUUCUACAUAAAUGUUCAUUUUGGGUCAAAUAUUGAUUGGGUGUUCUUCAUGAAUGUUGAUUUUGGGACAAAAAUAGAUUGGCAUUUUACAUGAAUGAUCAUUUUGGGUCAAAUAUUGAUUGGGUGUUCUACAUAAUGUUCAUUUGGGACAAAAAUAGAUUGGCAUUUUACCUGAAUGUUCAUUUUUGGUCAAAUAUUGAUCGAGUGUUCUACAUAAAUGUUCAUUUUGGGUCAAAUGUUGAUUGGGUGUUCUUCAUGAAUGUUCAUUUUGGGUCAAAUAUUGAUGGGUGUUCUACAUAAAUGUUCUUUUUGGAACAAAUAUUGAUUGGGUGUUCGACAUGAAUGUUGAUUUUGGGUCAAAUGUUGAUUGGGUGUUCUACAUGAAUGUUCAUUUUGGGUCAAAUAUUGAUUGGUGUUCUACAUAAAUGUAUAUUUCAGGUCAAAUAUUGAUUGGGUGUUCUACAUGAAUGUUCAUUUUGGGUCAAAUAUUAAUUGGUGUUCUACAUAAAUGUUCAUUUUGGGUCAAAUAUUGCUGGUGUUCUACAUGAAUGUUCAUUUUGGGUCAAAUAUUUGAUACUAUAAAGUCAAAUUGCAAUUUGUUUGAUUUAAAAAAAAACAACUUUUGGUUCAAAGAUUUCCUUGCCAAAUCAUGAGAUUAAUGUUUUUGUGGUUUAUAUUUUGAAAGGUUUGCCAAUAUACAUGUAUUAUAAAUCAAAGCAUCAAGUCACUCUCAUUAAAUACAUAAUAAGAUGGUGGGCUAAAUCAAAUCAUCCUUUGUCUUUCGCUUGUCAUCUGUCCAUAAACAAUUCUUGUUAUUGCUUGUUCUGGAAAAGUACUGGAAGGAUAUUCCAAAACUUUAUUGUAGGUUUCCCUUAGUUCAAUUAGAAUAGUGAUGUUGCUAUUGUGUAGCAUGUGUCGUGUUCAAGAAAACCUCAUACAUUUUCAAGUUUUCCCUUCUGGACUAAUGCUAAAUAAUCUGUGGUAGUAAACUCCACCUACAUAUUAGUUUCACAUUAAUUAUGUCUCUCCCUCUAACGAGUUAUCUCAGGUGAAGAUGCAUGGUUCGAAGCUCCCUACCCAUGUCAAUUCUAGUUUCUUGGGAAGCUGAGAAACAAUAUGCUUUGUGCUGUCGUGGUGGUUGUCUCCUUGGACAAGACACUGUACUCUAAUUGCUCUGAAUAGCAUGAGAUAGGCCUCCUGUAUGUUGUUCAGUGAGGUAGUCACCAACUACUACAAGGAGACACCAUCUCAAAAUGAUUCUGAUUCUUCACAGGGCGAAAAUCCUUCAAACAAAUCCUCUAAUGAGAUAUGUUGGUUUGGUCGAAGAUCUGGUUCUGACUGUUUUGUUAUUGUUGUUGUUAUGAUAUUGUUUUUCGACAAUACAUAUCUACUUGUUUGUUUAUCCAACUGUUAAUAGUACAUGUGACUUUACUCAUUACUGUAUCAAACAAUCAAAAUGGUGCUCCCUUUAAAGCUACAUACUCCCGAAGAAACAUAUAUCAAUGUUUACAUUUUGAGCUUUUUACAGUUUUCGGACUUGAUACAUACCUAACAGAUUAUGGUGAAUCAGAAACUGAAAGAAAUUGUGUAUUUAUGAAAGUAUACAGGGAAUUCUCAAAAAUUAUAACUGUGGCUGCUGGACCAAGUUUCUCUGAAAAUUAGUCCCACAAUGCAACGGCGAGUUUUACAGUCCAUACAAAAUGGGGGAAUGCCGCAAGCCUGGUACUGCGAAAACGCAGAUAGAUUCCUGCCAAAAAAAGACACAAUGGUGAGUGGAAUCGGCAAAACUCGAGUAUUUCCUUAGUAAAGGAAAUGAUUCGUUGGAACUUAACGAGAGAAGAAAAGGGA
This is a messenger RNA of Pecten maximus, 4281 nucleotides long. Its product is annotated as phosphatidylinositol N-acetylglucosaminyltransferase subunit A-like. The coding region runs from base 157 to 1512 and encodes 451 amino acids. The transcript has 13 exons. NCBI's taxonomy places the organism in Eukaryota, Metazoa, Mollusca, Bivalvia, Pectinida, Pectinidae. The record is from RefSeq and is a predicted model, not a curated record. Gene Ontology annotation, biological process: GPI anchor biosynthetic process. Gene Ontology annotation, cellular component: glycosylphosphatidylinositol-N-acetylglucosaminyltransferase (GPI-GnT) complex. Gene Ontology annotation, molecular function: phosphatidylinositol N-acetylglucosaminyltransferase activity.